This is a messenger RNA of Phialemonium atrogriseum, 1609 nucleotides long. RefSeq names its product DnaJ domain-containing protein. The record is from RefSeq and is a predicted model, not a curated record. Gene Ontology annotation, biological process: regulation of translational fidelity; 'de novo' cotranslational protein folding. Gene Ontology annotation, molecular function: ribosome binding; Hsp70 protein binding. NCBI's taxonomy places the organism in Eukaryota, Fungi, Ascomycota, Sordariomycetes, Cephalothecales, Cephalothecaceae. The coding region runs from base 83 to 1417 and encodes 444 amino acids. The transcript is spliced from 2 exons. Gene Ontology annotation, cellular component: cytosol.
AGAACUCCUCCAAAUAUCAAGUUAGGACCAUCCAUCGCCAGUCUUCCGCAAUCUCAAUUGGAUUGCUGCAAGCACAACGGCCAUGUCUACAACGGUGAUAUCUCGUUCUGUCCCCACCCUCCCAGAGGGUUGGUCAGCGGAGAAGGAUUUCAAGCCGAUUGGCAAGAUCUCCGCGGCUUCCCAGAGGACGAUCGAGCCUGUUGGACCUCAUUACCUAGCCCAUGCGCGCCGAGCUCGUCAUAAGCGCACCUUCUCAGAAGACGAUAGAAUCCAGGCUCAGGAGCGUGCCAAGAAGAUUGAAGAGAAUGAUGACAGCGAUAUCAGCGAGCCCGAGGAUCCCAUGAUGUUCGAGCGGGAGGCCAAGGAUUGGAAGUCUCAAGACCACUAUGAAGUCCUCGGCCUCACCAAGUACCGGUUCAAGGCCACCGAGGACCAGAUCAAGCGAGCCCAUCGCAAGAAGGUCCUGAAGCACCACCCGGACAAGAAGGCAGCCGCCGGCCGCGUCGAGGACGAUAACUUCUUCAAGUGCAUCCAGAAGGCGACCGAGGUGCUCCUUGACCCCGUCAAGCGCCGGCAGUUCGACUCGGUCGACGAGAACGCCGACGUCGCCCAGCCGACCAAGAAGCAGCUCGCCAAGGGCAAUUUCUACAAGCUCUGGGGCAGCGUCUUCAAGUCCGAGGCCCGCUUCAGCAAGGUCCACCCGGUGCCGCAGUUCGGCGACGAGAAGUCGACCAGGGAGGAGGUGGAGAACUUCUACAACUUCUGGUACAACUUCGACAGCUGGCGGUCCUUUGAGUAUCUCGACGAGGACGUGCCGGACGACAACGAGAACCGCGACCAGAAGCGGCACGUGGAGCGCAAGAACGCCAGCGCCCGCAAGAAGAAGAAGGCCGAGGACAACACGCGCCUGCGCAAGAUGCUGGACGACUGCUCGGCCAGCGACGAGCGCAUCAAGAGGUUCAGGCAGGAGGCCAACGCCGCCAAGAACAAGAAGCGGCUCGACAAGGAGGCCGCCGAGAAGAAGGCCCAGGAGGAUGCCCGCCUGAAGAAGGAGGCCGACGAGAAGGCCGCCAAGGAGGCCGAGGAGGCCGCAAAGGCCGCGCGCGAUGCCAGCAAGAAGGCCAAGGAGGCCGCCAAGACGGCCGUCAAGAAGAACAAGCGCGUCCUCCGCGGCUCCGUCAAGGACGCCAACUACUUCGCCUCGGGAGACGCGUCGCCCGCCACCAUCGACGCCGUCCUGGGCGACGUCGAGCUGAUCCAGGCCAAGAUCGACCCCGACGAGAUCGCCGCCCUGGCGGAAAAGCUCAACGGCCUGAAGGUGGCCGACGAGAUCAAGGGUGUCUGGAAGGGCGAGAUCAGCAGGCUCGUCGCGGCCGGCAAGCUGAAGGAGGGAGACGUGAAGGCACUGGGUGCUUAAGCAGGAGCGCGAAAAUAAAAUAUGGUGGUGAACGCCUGGGCAACGGUCCUCUUACUAGGUAAAGUUCGGUGUAAUGCUAGCGCCGGAGCUUUUGGGGUCAUGCGUAGAUCGACUCCGGGAAUGCUCCAACUGGCCUUUGACCAGCGGAAAUAUAGAUAGAUGGUAGCUAGUUAAUCUGAACUUCUACAACCC